GGCUGUUCGGAAAAAAGGCCCGAUGUUCCUUGCGUCUUGCGCAGCCGUUGGGUCUAGUGCUUGACUCGGCGCAACCUGUUGACUCGCGCGACAUGGAUCCACCCUCCUUGGCGCAGACCUACAUGCGAGGUCCGCUGGUUGUCCAGAGUCACGGAACGCCUCUGAGCAAGGAGGAGCUGGCGGCCUGCAAACAGGAGUUGGAGGCAAUCAAGAAGGAGUUCGGUCUGGUUGAGCCAGACCGAGCUUUUAUGGACGAAAAGGAUGUGGAGUGGAGGUUCGGGGGUCCUCCGGACUACACCAUUGCCAACCUCUUCUUCCUGAAGGGCAAGACCAAGAACCACGGGGCGGGCUCUUUGGAGAUGAUCGUGGAGAACCUGGUGAAGACGUGGGAGAUGGAACGGUCACACAAGCUGGACCCCAACAAGCACAUGAGCGUCGAUCCGCAGAGGUUCCACAUCAGUGCCAAUGGCGGGGCGAAGUUUGACAACGACGGGGCCAACAAGAUUGGGAACUACAACGUGCUCCUCCAAUCGGUGGCCCCGGAGCUCUACGACGUGGAUCGCAUCAACUGGGAGCAGAGCCACGAGAAGUUCCACAGCGCCUUCGCCGCCUUCCCCUGGGAGCUGCUGGAGGUCUUUUCGCCGCCCCCGCGCGUGUCUUUCUCAUGGCGGCACUGGGGGCACAUGACGGGCAGCUACGAAGGUCAGACACCUUGCGAUCAGAGAGGUCAUCGAAGGCCGCGAGGGCCACGGCGAGCUCAUCGAGAUGUAUGGCUUCUGCGUGGCGGAGGUGAACGACAAGCUCCAGCUCAUUGAUGUGGACGUCUACUACAAGCCGGACUUGUUCAUAGAGGCCAUGCGCGGCAAGAAGCCCGGCAGCUGCUGCCGCAAGGGCGCCGAUAUCCUGGGCGCAGGCGCGCCCGAGCACUGCCCCUUCAUCGAGAAGAUGAAGCGUGUCGGCUUCAAGUCCGCCUGUCCAGUGCGCCGUGCAAUGCAGGAGCGCGUCACCUUGUAACGAGAUUUCAGGAAAUCUCCAGCUGGAUGUCCGGUGUCCUCUGUCUGAGCCGAAAAACACAACGC
This is a messenger RNA of Effrenium voratum, 1079 nucleotides long. NCBI's taxonomy places the organism in Eukaryota, Dinophyceae, Suessiales, Symbiodiniaceae. The record is from the annotation of a GenBank genome assembly.